This is a messenger RNA of Haliotis rufescens (red abalone), 4127 nucleotides long. RefSeq names its product advillin-like. Gene Ontology annotation, cellular component: cytoplasm; actin cytoskeleton. Bases 174 to 2606 code for a protein of 810 amino acids. Gene Ontology annotation, biological process: actin filament severing; cytoskeleton organization; barbed-end actin filament capping. The transcript has 27 exons. Lineage: Eukaryota; Metazoa; Mollusca; Gastropoda; Lepetellida; Haliotidae. The record is from RefSeq and is a predicted model, not a curated record. Gene Ontology annotation, molecular function: actin filament binding; phosphatidylinositol-4,5-bisphosphate binding.
CUCAUUAUGAUGAAUAUUCAAAUUUGUGACUGUUCAUCUGUGGUCACCGAGCUGUUGUUCCAGAUGGAAUAGGUGACACCAACAACGGCACGAGUACAUGUCAAGUCCAUUGCAGUUUGAUAGACAUUUACAACAAGUGAUUGGAUAUACAUGUGGGUCGAUUUCAAAACAAUAUGGCAGCGUAUGAUGAAGCAUUUGCAAAAUCUGGCCAAAUCCCUGGAUUAGAAAUAUGGAGGAUCGAGAAACUGAAGGUGGUACCACAGGAGUCAUCAACCUAUGGAUCCUUCUACACUGGAGACUCCUACAUUGUUUUAAGUACAAAGGAAGUGCCAAACUCAAACAAGUUCCAGUGGGACGUGCACUUUUGGUUAGGAGACAGCACCUCACAGGACGAGAAGGGCGUGGCCGCCUACAAAACAGUGGAGCUAGACGACAGCCUUGGGGGAGCCCCAGUCCAGCACAGAGAGGUGCAGGAUCACGAAUCUCAGCUGUUUCUAUCCUACUUCAAAAAAGGAAUUAGAUAUUUAGAUGGCGGGGUGGACUCUGGCUUCAAGAAAGUCGAGCGAGACAAGUAUGAGACCCGGCUUCUCCAUAUCAAGGGCAAGAGGAACGUGAGAGUGAGGCAGGUCAAGUGUGACGCCAGUUCCUUGAACCAAGGGGAUGUCUUCAUCCUUGACUGUGGCCUCAUCAUGUACGUGUGGAACGGCCCGACAAGCAGCAAGAUGGAGCGAAUCAAAGCUGCAGAAGUUGCAAAGACAAUCAAAGAUGAGGAGCGAGGUGGGCGAGCCACAAUCAACAUAAUCGAUGACAAAUGGGACUGUGAUCCCAAGUUUUUCAACGCUUUAGGGAGCCUUGUUUCUCAGUGCUCUAUCAAAUCAGCCGACGAAGGGGGCGAUGACAAGGAGUUUGAACGGGUGGCACAAGACACAGUCACUCUUUUCAGAGUGACGGACGCCAGUGGCAAACUGGAAGUGAACGAAGUAGCGUCAAAGCCGCUGAAACGAGAAGAUCUGGACUCAAAUGACUGCUUCAUCUUAGACUCGGGGCCGAGCGGGAUAUACGUGUGGGUCGGGAAGAAGUGCACUCGGAAUGAAAAGAAGUCAGCGUGGCAGAAAGCCACGGACUUCCUGUCCAUGCGAGGGUACCCCGAGUGGACGUCGAUCACCCAGCUGGUGGAGGGAGGGGAGACGCCCCUCUUCAAACAAUACUUCUCCCUAUGGGCACCCCCUAACGCCCAGAGGGGGCUGGGACAGGUCUACAAGACCAAUAGAAUUGCCAAAUACAGCAAUGAGAAAUUUGAUGCCACUGGACUUCAUAAAAAGACAUCCAAAUCCAAGAAGGAUUUCAUCCCCGACAAUGGCUUGGGCACAAAACAGAUCUGGCGAAUAGAACAGAACGCCAUGGUGAUCCUGCCCGAAGAGAUGCACGGCGUGUUCUACACCGGCGACUGUUACAUCGUCCUCUACACCUACAAGGUCGGCAACAGGGAGAGCUACAUCAUCUACUUCUGGCAGGGAAGCAAGAGCACCAUCGACGAGAGGGGAGGAUCCGCAAUACUUGCCCAGCGACUGGACGACAACGAUCUCCACGGCAAAGCUAUACAGAUUCGGGUUGUACAGGGACAAGAGCCUGAGCACUUCCUGCGGUUAUUUCAGGGGAAGAUGAUUAUAUUCUUGGGCGGCAUUAACAACGAAGUGGAAGAGAGCCCAGCUAAGGUGUAUCACAUUCGAGGAACUAAUGAGUUCAACACACGAGCUAUUCAGGUUGUAGCAAGAGCCGCAUCUCUGAACUCAAAUGAUGUCUUCGUCGUGGAGACCGGUGCCGACUUGUAUCUCUGGAUUGGAAAGGGAGCCAGCGAAGAGGAGAGGCAUGUUGCAAGAGACCUCCUGGAUUUCCUCUUCCCAAAUAGAUCAGCAGUGGAAAUUCCAGAAGGCGAUGAACCCGCGGAAUUCUGGGACAUAUUAGGAGGAAAAGAACACUACGCGACCGGACAGAGAUUGGCGACACCAGGCAACGACAUGCCGCCUCGUCUUUUUCAAUGUUCCAACGCUUCGGGCAGGUUCCUUGUAGAGGAAAUCGUCAACUUCAGUCAAGAAGAUCUGGUCGAAGAUGACGUCAUGCUUCUGGAUACGUUUGACGAGAUAUUUGUUUGGAUUGGCAAAGGAGCAAACGAGAUUGAACGGAAGGAGAGCCUCUCAACUGCUAUGGAAUACAUACGCACGGAUCCUGCAGGGCGGACCCCAGACAACACCCUCACCAUGCAGAUCAAACAGGGAUUCGAACCCCCGCAUUUCACCGGCCAUUUCCAUGCCUGGGAUCCCGACAAAUGGAGUCACGGCAAGUCCUACGAGGACAUGAAGAGAGAGCUGGGACAAGAGAACGUGGCAGCCACAAGAGUGCAAGAGGAACUGGCGUGUUAUGAUCAAACGUACACCUUCGACGAACUGACCAAGCGCUUGCCACCGAAGGGAGUGGAUGUUACCAACAAGGAGAAAUACUUGUCAGAUGAAGAAUUCAAGAAGAUUUUCAAGAUUACAAAACAUGACUAUCUCUCCAAACCAAAAUGGAAACAACUCGAGAUGAAGAAGAGGUUUGGGCUGUUUUGAUGUAGAAGACAACAGCCCGGAGCUGGAGGAUGAAUCUUCCUUAUAAGUAGUUCCCACAUGGGCUCAAUAUAUCCAAGCAUGAGACGCCGCACUUAUUAAUCAUGUGUGUCUAAAAAGGCCAAAAUCGCCUGGCUGUGGUUGAAACAUUGACUAUACGAUACAGUUCAGUACCGUUCGUUACUUUCUAUGCAAAGAUUUAUCUGUUGUUUUACCUAAAGCUGACGUUAUGAAACACCUGUUGCUGAAAGUCUUGACUAAUCCUUAUUACACAUAAUAUUAUCUUACCUUUGGUGACUAGAGGAUGUAGCAAAAUAUACAAUUUAUUACACAUUCCAUGGUUUUGCAUUUUUCUACUUUUACUUUUUACCAUAUAUUUUAUUCCAGUCCAUUCAUUAUCCUGACAUUCGUAAAGUACAUUUUUAUCACAUGCCAGAUAUGUUCAACCAAUGGGGAUCCUAGGAGAGACAGACUCAUAUAUACUGACGGCAAAAGAAAAUAUACACCUAUGACUGAUUGUGACUAAAAAUUAACAAACAAGAAAUGGUUAUAGGAUGGUUAUGUAUUUAAUACGGGUAUCAAGGUUAGAUGUCCUUAGAUCAGCAGUGUUUCGGCGACUGUUUUCAGCCUUGUAGUGAGUGAGUGAGUGAGUAUGGUUUUACGCCGCUUUUAGCAAUAUACCAGCAAUAUAACGGCGGGGGACACCAGAAAUGGGCUUCACACAUUUUACCCAUGUCGGGAAUCGAACCAGGGUCUUCGGCGUGACGAGUGAACGCUUUAACCUCUAGGCCACGACCGCCCCUUCAGCCUUGUAACCUUAUUGUAACGUUUAUAAUGUUUUGGUUCAAUGCAAUUUUCAAGUGUAUACUUUCUUUUGCCCGACAGAUUGUCAUGCUUUAUUUCAUACUUUUGCAAUGUUUGAUAAUUAUACCAGACUGUCGAAAAUAUUUAUUAUCCAAAACGAAAAACAACAUUACAAAAAGUGAAAUAUAUCCGUCUUGGCGUUUCUUCAAUUUAAUUUGUCAUAUUUGAUAUGACACACAAGGUAUUCCCAUCACAUAGAUAACCAAGUCUUCUACGUCCAAACACGUAUUCUGACCAACUGGCCCCGUGGUACCAUCGUGUGUAUCCAUCUUAUUUUUCACUGAGGUAACUUUCUACUGACAGUUCUUGAAUAAAACAUUAACUUACUCAUUUACACGUAUGGCCUCUGAAAGUUUUGACAAUUAUUAACUCUUGCUAUGCAUUUAUUUCAAGACAGACUUAUGUGUUUCACGAUCUGUGUUAUUGGACAUUUUAACGUCAUUCCAUUUAUCCCUGUCUUCAUCAGGGCAGCCCCUGGGGGUUGUGUUUUAGAGGUGUUGUGACGAUGCUCAUUGUUUAGAGCUGCCAGAAUAAUGGCACUGAUGCACCAAAGAUUCGUCUUUCUAUCGCGUGUUCUGUUUAUAUUUUUACAGAUAUUAAUUGAGGAUAUGGGAAUUAUACAUUUUUCGCGUUUUGAAAUAAAAUAUAUAUUUCAAUAAA